GUAGGUAGAAGCCCUCAGGGACAGAGGGCAUCCUCAAACCACAUCCAUGGGUGUCCCUACUUGCUGGGCGUGGUAGGAACCCCAGACUCUGAGGACUAGAGCCCUCCCUAUAACUUUCAUCUAGAGCCUCACAUGGGAGCAAGGAACCAGGAAACUGAGGAGAAAAAGGAGAACUAGGCAAGAGGACAUUCUACUGUGUAUAAGGAGACUGCUCCUUUGUCCCUCUAGGCUCUGGCAUGGGUGCAGGUGACAAAUGAGCUGAAGAAAUGAUCCCCAGAGGAAUAGGAUUGUGGCUGCCUUCAGCUCUGCUCCUCUCUCGGGUCCCAGGCUGUUUCCCUCUGCGUGGCCCCAGCAGUGUGACAGGCACUGUGGGGGAGUCCCUGAGCGUGACUUGUCAGUAUGAGGAGAGAUUCAAGAUGAAUAAGAAAUACUGGUGCAGAGGGUCACAUGUUCUACUUUGCAAAGAUAUUGUCAAGACCGGAGGCUCAGAAGAAGCUAGAAAUGGCCGAGUGUCCAUCAGGGAUGAUCCAGACAACCUGACCUUCACAGUGACCUUGGAGAGCCUCACCCUGGAGGAUGCAGGCACCUACAUGUGUGGGGUGGAUAUACCAUUUACUAAUCACCCCUUGGGGAUUGAUGAGUUCUUCAAGGUUGAAUUGUCUGUGGUCCCAGUCACAGGUUCAAGCCUUUGGAGCAUUACAACAGUCCCAGAGACCAUCAGAUCCUCACUGGUACAUGCUCAGCCCAGUGUGACCACAGAAGACACAAUUCCUGCUCCUAGGGCACGGCCUUGGUCUCUUCUGGGCAGCCUCUACCUCUGCAUCCUGGUGUUUCUGGAGUUGCCAGUGUUCCUGUGCAUGCUCUGUGCUGUCCUGUGGGUGAACAGGCCUCAGAGGUGCUGUGGGUGACAUAGCAUUGGGCCCUGUCAUGAGUACCAGUGAAGUCUGUUGAUAUGGAGGCCCUGUCCCUGGAUGCAUCACCUCUGGUGGCCAAGGACAACCAAUAAAGCUGUGUUCUUGAGAA
Rattus norvegicus (Norway rat) is the source of this 1023-nucleotide messenger RNA. NCBI's taxonomy places the organism in Eukaryota, Metazoa, Chordata, Mammalia, Rodentia, Muridae. The record is from RefSeq and is a predicted model, not a curated record.